Kickxella alabastrina is the source of this 1354-nucleotide messenger RNA. RefSeq names its product aquaporin-like protein. Gene Ontology annotation, molecular function: glycerol channel activity; water channel activity. The record is from RefSeq and is a predicted model, not a curated record. Bases 355 to 1257 code for a protein of 300 amino acids. The transcript has a single exon. NCBI's taxonomy places the organism in Eukaryota, Fungi, Kickxellomycota, Kickxellomycetes, Kickxellales, Kickxellaceae. Gene Ontology annotation, biological process: glycerol transmembrane transport; water transport. Gene Ontology annotation, cellular component: plasma membrane.
UUUUUUUCAGCCUUGACAGCCUUUAUGCCCUUUAUUUCCUUUUGUGCAUUAUACAGUCUCAUUUGGGCCGCUGCUUUGCUCUUUUUUUUUAUCCAACCAACCCCCCCUCUCAUUUACCCUCCCCACUCUCCGUCUUCCUCGUCUUCCUGAGAGGUAUAUAAAGAGCAGAUGUUCGCCGUUCUCUUUCUCUUCGUUCAUUCAUCCAAAACAUCAACAGUUUUUAAUAACAAUUAUCCAACCACUUUAAACUUAAUCUAUUGUAUAUCUACUAUUUUUUGCAAUUCUAUUAGCGUACAUUAAAGUUAAUAGUUUUUAUAUAGAUUUUUCGGUACACUUGCAGAAUAUAAAAUAAUAAUGGAAGGCCAGUACCACGAGCAUUCCAAGUCGGCCCUGCCUGACCAUCAAAUCUCCAUGCCUGAGCCUGUUGACUACGAGGUCUCCCCCGCUUCUUCUUCCUGGAGCGAUCCAAUGAACUGGCCGGUUUUCGAUUUCCGGUACAAAUACCGCGAGUACUUUGCCGAAUUCUGGGGCACAUUCAUCCUGAUUCUUUUUGGCAACGGUGUGGUUGCCACGGUGACUGUGAACACAAGCAAUGCCGCAUCCUCCUACCUGGCCAUCAGCUUCGGCUGGGGCAUUGGUCUGACCAUGGCUCUCUACGUCAGCAUGGGUAUCUCCGGCGGCCAUCUCAACCCGGCUGUCUCUGUGGCUAACGCUAUCUUUGGCAAGUUCCAGUGGCGCAAGGUUCCUGGCUACGUGCUUGCACAGGUCCUCGGUGCAUUUGUUGCCGCUGCCACUGUCUAUGGUAUUUUCAAGAGCCAGUUUGAUGAGUUUGAUGGCGGCAACCGCCAGCUUUCCGGCGAGUUCGGUACCGGCGGUAUCUGGUGCACUUACGCUAAGGAUGGUAACGGCAAGUUCUUCUCUGCGUUCUCCGAGAUUAUCAACACUGCUGUGCUGCUCUUUGUCAUUUACGCUAUUGGCGAUGACCGGAUGACCCCGGCCAAGAACCAUUUGCCGAUUGCCAUUGGUCUGCUGGUGUUCGCUAUUGGAAACUGCACGGGCUGGGUCACCGGAUAUGCUAUUAACCCGGCGCGUGAUUUUGGACCUCGUAUCUUCUCGACUAUUCUCUAUGGCUCGGAGCCGUUCACUGCUGGUGGCCACUACUUCUGGGUGCCCACCUUCAUGCCUUUUGUUGGCGCCGUUGUUGGUAUCUUCUGCUACCAGUUCUUCAUCCUGCCCGAGAGCAAGAAGAGAAACUAAAUAAUUUUCUGAUAUCGUAUAAUUUUCUUUUAGAACGCCUACCCCCUUACCUUCCCUGUAAUACUAAUUCAAUACAACAAUAUUUUAUUGCUACAAA